Molecule: messenger RNA, 2902 nt
Organism: Austrofundulus limnaeus
Lineage: Eukaryota; Metazoa; Chordata; Actinopteri; Cyprinodontiformes; Rivulidae
Gene: enox2
Product: ecto-NOX disulfide-thiol exchanger 2
Biological process (GO): ultradian rhythm
Cellular component (GO): external side of plasma membrane; plasma membrane
Molecular function (GO): RNA binding; oxidoreductase activity
Source: RefSeq, a predicted model, not a curated record
GGCUUGCCGUAGUUGGCUUCGCCAUUGUUUGACAGGUGUCGAAGCUAGCUGAAAGCUACGCAUCCUCGCACACUAAACUCAAAAGAAGUUUGUUAACGAGGUCUGUGGGAAAAUGACCAACACUCCGGGGAGCAUGUGAGAGAGCCGACGCUUAAGAUUCGCUACAAGACCAGAAAAGCUGAGAUCACAGAACGCAACGCUGCGUCUGUAGGAUGUACACUGACUACAGAUCAAGCAGAGUCACAGGACUCAACACUCUGCCCUUUGAUCCAGCAACCAACAACGACCCUCUCCAGUUCAACAGUUCCAGUGGUUCUCUGGUGACCGAUUGUGCCCCCUUGGAAAACACUGCUGACAAUAGCAAGAAGAGGAAAAGAACCAGUCUCCCUCCAGAAGGAAUUUGUAACAUGACAAUGGACUCCAACUCAAUAGCAAUGCCGAUGUCGGACCCAAAUGCCUGGGCAGCCAUGAAUAACUUAAGAAUGCCUCCGAUAGGAAUGACUGGACAGCCCCUUAUACCAGAUUUUGACCCCAACCUCGGCAUGAUGGCUGGAAUUACCCCCAUGAACCCCAUGAUGCCCGGCCUCGGUAUGGUGCCUGCRCCCGUCUCCCAGGACGUGCCCGUUAUAAAAGAGAUCAUCCACUGCAAGAGCUGCACCUUGUUCCCCCCCAAUCCCAACCUUCCCCCUCCAGCCACAAGAGAACGCCCCCCAGGAUGUAAGACAGUGUUUGUUGGUGGUCUGCCAGAAAAUGCCACCGAGCAGCUCAUCAUGGAGGUCUUUGGACAGUGUGGCGACAUCACGGCUAUACGUAAAAGCAAGAAGAACUUCUGCCAUAUCAGAUUUGCUGAAGAGCCCACAGUGGAUAAAGCUCUUUUCCUGUCUGGAUAUCGAAUCCGCUUGGGUUCCAGCACGGAYAAAAAGGACACGGGUCGACUCCACGUGGACUUUGCCCAGGCCAGGGACGACCUGUAUGAGUGGGAGUGUCGCCAGCGCAUGUUGGCCAGAGAGGAGCGGCACAGGCGAAAGAUGGAGGAGGAUCGCCUCCGGCCGCCGUCCCCUCCGCCCAUCGUCCACUAUUCUGARCACGAGUGCAGCCAGCUGGGAGACAAGAUCAAAGACGAUGGCAAAUUUGCAGAAGCAGUGCGUGUACUCUUGACUUGGCUGGAACGAGGUGAAGUUAACCGCAGAAAUGCCAAUAACUUCUACUCCAUGAUCCAGUCGUCUAACAGCCACAUUCGCCGGCUAAUGAGCGAGAAGAGCCAGCACGAGAAGGAGAUGGAGGAGGCCAAAGACAAGUUCAAGACGGCGCUGGCUGGCAUAGUGGGUCAAUUUGAACAGAUUGUGUCUGUAUUCCAAGCCGCUUCCAAACAAAAGGCAUGGGACCAUUUCUCCAAAGCUCAGCGCAAGAACCUGGACAUGUGGCGCAAACAAGCAGAGGAGAUCAGAAAUAUGCACAACGAGCAGCUGAUGGGCAUCAGACGAGAGGAAGAGAUGGAGAUGUCAGAUGACGAUAUGGAGGACGCCCCUGACAGCAAAGACUCUGAGGACUCAGGUGUUUCCCAAGCAGAAGCCUUAAAGGAGGAGAACGAUUCCCUGCGCUGUCAGCUGGACGCCUAUAGGAAUGAGGUGGAGCUCCUCAAACAAGAACAAGGGAAGAACCAACCAAUCAGAAGUGAAGAGGACAGCACUCACUCUCAGCAGCUCAGCUUCCUGCAGCAGGCUCUGCAAGGCAUGCAAAAGCAACUGUUAAAGAUGAGGGAAGAGCUGAAACAGCGGGAGGCUGAGCUGGAAAAGAGCUUGGAGGACAAACAGCAGCUGAAGUCACAAGUCCAGAAUCUGAAGGAAGGUUUCCAGAAACUGCAAAACACGCACACAAUGCAGGAAGUGACGCUCUCAGCAGUGGUGUCCUGCAGUCAGGAGAAAAAAGGUCCCACAGAGAAGACUUCACCGAGUCCUGUUCACUCCGAGAGGGAAGCUCUGCUCGUCGGGAUCAUUUCAACCUUCCUGCACGUCCAUCCUUUCGGAGCCAGCAUCGAGUACAUCUGUUCCUACCUGCAGCGUUUGGACACCAAGAUCAUCCCCGGUGAGGUGGAGGCUCUGCUCUCUCGGCUGCCCUGCACCUUCAGACAGGAGCUGACUGGCGUCGGAGCCAGUUUGGAGAAACGUUGGAACUUCUGCGGCUUCCAGGGCAUCAAGACCACUUAGUCUCUGUUCGUUGACACAUCUGGGACGCGGAAGAGACGACAGGCUGCGGAGGCGCCGUAGCAAUGUGAAAGAUACAGUAAAAAAAAUUUAAAAUUAAAAUAAACAUAAAAGCUCACAACUAUCAAAGAGCCGGGACUGUACCUGACUGUACAAGGACGCCGAGGCCUGAUCUCAGAUCAAGAGGGAAUGUUAUGUGAGCGCUUCAGGGACUCUGUGUAGGAGGCAGAAACUUAAAAAACCCAUCCCCAUGGUUACAAGGAUGUUGAUACCAAGCAGCAUUGAUGGAGUCCUCGGGAGCUCGAUCUCUGAGUCUGCAUCUGCAAAAUAUUUUUAGACACAAUGAGUCCCUGGGAGUUGCAAAGGAGCACUGGAUUCUGCCGUCACUGGAUCAUUACGUAGUUUUGCCCACAGGAGCGGGACGAUGGGCUCUUUUGAGCCGACGCGUGCUUCUGUACGGCGUGGGCCUGCAGGGCUAAUCAGGGAGGAAAUACGGGGCCCGCCUGAACACUCGGACCCUGUGGACUCUUCGCCCCUCCUUCUCUUUUUGCUGUUCCUGGUUUGUAACAUAGAUCCAAAAUGAAUAUAUUUCUUCAUUUUCUGUAAAGGCUGUCAAUCGUUGCAUAGAAUCAUUUGUUGUAAUACACUGUAAAUGCUUGGAUAAUAUUUUUGAUUAUAAAAAAAAAUGUUUGAAUAUA